GGAUUCGGCGCAGAAAUUGUGGGUUCGCGUCUGGCUACAGCUCUUUUUCAUAUACCAUAUUUAAAUUUUUUUAUUUAGGAUUUUUAUUUUCAGAUUUUAUGUAAGUGUUCUACCAAGUUCUAUUUCAAACUUCAGUGUACAAUCCUUUAGAAUGGGAAAGGACUUCAAAAGAGAGUAGCAAUUGGGCUUUACAAGUGGGCCAUGGUAAAUUCUAUGAGAGCCAUUUAAAGCCCUUCAAGAUAGGAACAAUUUUCCACAAGCCCAAAAAGAUCUGUGCAAGACUACAAAUUUCAGAUGACCCACUAGGCCCCAGGGGUAUCCCAUCAACAAAUAAAGUUUGGUUCAAGUUUCAAUUUUAUUUAUUUAUUUUCUAUGGUUAAAUAAAAAAGUGCAUGUGAAAAAUCACAUGGCUGGCAACCACGGUGGCCGGCUAUGGCCGCCCGGAGGAUACAAAUUAGAUUGGGGAUUUAAAGUGGAAUGAAGAAGAGGGCAUUUAAGCCCAUUAUCAGAUUCAAAGUGGUUUUUAAAAACACCUUUUUAAUUUCCCUCGUUAGACGCCCAAGCAUCAUCCAAGGGCCCAAGCUGCCUUAAGCCCAGUCAACUCAUAUAAUGGGCCGACUUGUAAGAACUGGACUUUCGGCCCAUCCAUAUUAGGGUUUUGCCCUUUUAAGGUCUGCCGGUUUGCAACUCUGCUCCCUGCAGCUUCUCUCGUCCUUCACGUUUCCUGAUUUCGGUGUAGUCGCAAACACAAGGCAAAAUGCAGAACGAAGAGGGUCAAAACAUGGAUCUGUACAUCCCCAGGAAAUGUUCUGCCACAAAUAGGCUAAUUACUUCAAAGGACCAUGCAUCUGUUCAGAUAAACAUAGGGCAUGUGGACGAGGACGGAGUGUUCACUGGUCAAUUCUCCACCUUCGCUCUAUGUGGUUUUGUCCGUGCUCAGGGAGAUGCCGACAGCGCUGUGGAUCGGCUCUGGCAGAAGAAGAAGGCGGAAGUCCGACAGCAUUAGAAAAAGAUAAUCAAGCUUUUUAUCCAGUAAAAAUGUUAAAUAUGUAGUUGCGUGUAGUAGGGAGGUAGGCGUGUGCAAGGAUUUUUGACUCCUCUAUUACUAGUCAUGAAUUUAGGGUUUUUCCCCAUUUGAGUGUUAGAAUAUCUAUGUUACCAAGCAAUAUUAACUCUACUUCAGUUGCUUACAUAUUGCUUUAAACUUGGAAAUUUUCAAACAACCUUGAUGAGGGAUGUUUGUUUAGGGCUUAUGUUUAUCAAGUAAGACAAACUCUAGGUUGUUCCAAUUGGGUGAAGAAGAUAUGAUGGAUUUGUGAUA
Molecule: messenger RNA, 1321 nt
Organism: Vitis vinifera (wine grape)
Lineage: Eukaryota; Viridiplantae; Streptophyta; Magnoliopsida; Vitales; Vitaceae
Product: small ribosomal subunit protein eS21
Exons: 4
Coding region: 758-1006 (82 amino acids)
Biological process (GO): translation; endonucleolytic cleavage to generate mature 3'-end of SSU-rRNA from (SSU-rRNA, 5.8S rRNA, LSU-rRNA); endonucleolytic cleavage in ITS1 to separate SSU-rRNA from 5.8S rRNA and LSU-rRNA from tricistronic rRNA transcript (SSU-rRNA, 5.8S rRNA, LSU-rRNA)
Cellular component (GO): cytosolic small ribosomal subunit; ribosome
Molecular function (GO): structural constituent of ribosome
Source: RefSeq, a predicted model, not a curated record